Hylaeus volcanicus is the source of this 1938-nucleotide messenger RNA. RefSeq lists its product as uncharacterized. NCBI's taxonomy places the organism in Eukaryota, Metazoa, Arthropoda, Insecta, Hymenoptera, Colletidae. The coding region runs from base 262 to 1218 and encodes 318 amino acids. Gene Ontology annotation, biological process: animal organ morphogenesis. The transcript has 4 exons. The record is from RefSeq and is a predicted model, not a curated record. Gene Ontology annotation, molecular function: receptor ligand activity; BMP binding.
UUCGUGUUCAGCUCAGCUCGGUUCGGCUCAGCCUCAUAUCGGAUCUCCGUGUUUCGAGGCAAACCGUUCUUCAAAUUUGUUGCUGCAGAUCGCCCCCGAUCCCGACAGUCUCCGCUGCUGGGACAGCGGCAGGGGUUUGCCCGAACACCGAGUGAUAUUUGCGUGCAACACCGUCGACCAUUCGUUCCUACGGUCUACUGAUCAUUCCUCGGCAUAGAGUGGUGCGUAGUUCGCGACGUCGCUGACGUACACGGAGGGAUCAUGGGAUCGACGUGUCAUCUGACGGUGGCGAUCCUGCUGCUCGUUCAGUCGAACCUGCUGCUCGCCCAUCGAGAACACAAGGUCCACAACAUCGUGCUGUACCCGGACAAGCACAGCUGGUGCAAGACGACCCUCAUCAAGCAGGUGGUCACAUGGCCGCAGUGUUCCUCGCAGGAGUUGGACAACAACGUAUGCGUCGGGGCUUGCUUCUCGUAUAUGGUUCCUCACAGCGAGCCAUCCGCUCCUGGUGACUUGAUACGACCCUACUGCGACUCCUGUCAACCCUUGGACAGCGUCUGGCACACGGUUACUCUGGACUGCAAGGACGAGGAGAACAACCCGAUAACGAUGCAGAAGAAGGUCCAAAUCAUCACCAACUGUUCCUGCAGUUCCUGCAUGGAGACCUCUAGGAUCAAACCGGACUACAACACCCUGCUCCAGUCGCUGACGGAGGAGAACAUGGAUAAGAACGUGAACGUCGUCCACGAAACGCCGGAUCUCCUGCUGAAUCCCAACCUAAAUUCUUCAAAGAAUACCACCAGGGAUGGCGUCCAAGCCAACGAGAGAUUCCUGCAACUGUUGAAGCAGCUGAAGGACUCAGAGAAACUGGACGAGUUCGGUGCCAAGGAGUUGUUCUCCAAGUUCGAGGAAGACGUCGAUAUUGAGAAGCUGAGGGAGCUACUGAAGAAGUACAGCCAAGAGGACGAGAGGGAGCAUUCGCAUCAACAUCAGCACCAGUCGUCCGGGAAGCAGCAACAACAACAGCAGCAGCAACAGCAGCACCACUCUACGACGACCGUGCUUCAUCGAGGUCCUCAUCACUCGAUGGUUCUGGACUCCGACGUCAAAGAGAAAAUCGACGUGGAGCCGCAUUAUCUUCACCCAGCGGUCGCUGGUCAGGAGAUCAGCUACCACGACAACGUCCUCGUGGACAAGGAUAAGAAGAAGGAUUUUUGAAAAGAGGGAGGACGUUCCUCUUACCAAGGAAACGCGCGACUGGUUGACUUUAGACGUCGAACUGGUCCGAGUUCGUAGAAGACAUUAUUGGUAUAGAUGAAAAUGCUCGUCGGACGAGAUCGUUUCUGUUUCUUUUUUCCGUUAGGAUCGUUCAUUGCCUAGUCCAGUCUGCGGUUAAUUGUUCGGUUUUUGAGCUACGAUUAAACGUUCAGCUUGAUCCACUGUAAAUAGAGACGGUUCUUCGUUCUUCUUUGUUUUUAGUAGAGAAAAAAAAAGGGAUGACGCUUUGUUUUGUAUUGUAUGUACUAUUCGUUAAAAUGUUACGCGUUAUUGUUCGAUGGGUAAACCGUUCGAUUAGAUUUGCUUAGGUUGGGUGGCAGAAGACUCGUUGGGGCUCGAUUGUUCGGAGGAUGCGUUAGGUAAAAAUUGAUUUCUCAAUCGCUAUUGGAGACGAGACGCUGAAAGGGGGGAGAAAAAGAGAGAAAGAGAGAUGAAAUUCUAAUAUAUAUUUAAUUAUUAUUAUUAUUAUUAUUAUUAAUUAACUAUUUAACAUACUCGCGCGUCUAAUAAAGGAAUUUACGUCUGUUUAUAUUUACAUUUUAACUCUCGAAACUAGCAAAUAUUGUAAACAUCGACAGGCAUUUUUUUUAUCUUGUUGACUGCUUCGAAGCAUAUAUUGUAUCCAUUGUCCCGUAGAGAAUAAACAAAGAGUCAGCAUGA